Molecule: messenger RNA, 1286 nt
Organism: Morus notabilis
Lineage: Eukaryota; Viridiplantae; Streptophyta; Magnoliopsida; Rosales; Moraceae
Product: tRNA-dihydrouridine(20) synthase [NAD(P)+]-like
Exons: 9
Coding region: 106-1086 (326 amino acids)
Biological process (GO): tRNA dihydrouridine synthesis
Cellular component (GO): cytoplasm
Molecular function (GO): flavin adenine dinucleotide binding; tRNA dihydrouridine synthase activity
Source: RefSeq, a predicted model, not a curated record
CUUGGCAGCUACUGAACCGUCUUCUUCGUCGGAAGAAUCUAAAAGCAGUCUGGUCUGACGUCCGAGAAUCUCGACCGCCACAAAAGCUCCAAUCCUCCGCCGAUCAUGGAGUACGAGAACAAACUCGUCCUCGCUCCCAUGGUUCGCGUCGGGACGUUACCGUUUAGAUUAUUAGCGGCUGAUUAUGGCGCAGAUAUUACUUAUGGAGAAGAGAUUAUUGAUCACAAGAUGGUCAAAUGCGAGCGUAAAUUAAAUGAACAUCUUGGGUCCAUUGAUUUUGUAGAAAACGGGUCUGGGAAUGUUGUUUUCAGAACGUGCAAUGAAGAGAGAAAUCGUGUUGUAUUUCAGAUUGGCACUUCUGAUGCUGUAAGGGCUCUUGCAGCUGCUCAGUUAGUGUGUAAAGAUGUUGCAGCAGUAGAUAUUAACAUGGGUUGCCCAAAGUCAUUUUCUGUGAGUGGAGGAAUGGGCGCGGCACUGUUGUCUAAACCAGACCUUAUUCAUGAUAUAUUAACAACAUUGAGGAGAAACUUGAACACCCCAGUAACGUGUAAAAUUCGUCUACUAAAGUCACCUCAGGAUACCGUGGAACUAGCUAGGCGAAUUGAGAAAACUGGUGUUUCUGCGCUUGCCGUCCAUGGAAGGAAAGUUGCAGAUAGGCCGAGAGAUCCAGCUAAAUGGGCGGAGAUUGCUGAUGUUGUAGCAUCAAUAUCCAUUCCAGUUAUAGCAAAUGGCGAUGUCUUUGAGUAUGAUGAUUUUCAGCACAUCAAAGUUGCUACAGGUGCCUCAUCAGUUAUGGUUGCAAGAGGAGCUCUCUGGAAUGCUUCGAUUUUUUCCUCUCAUGGAAAAUUACCAUGGGAAGAUGUUAAAAGAGAAUAUGUUAGGAAGAGCAUUUUAUGGGAUAAUGAUAUUAAAAGCACAAAGCACACUCUGAAGGAAAUGAUAAUGCACUAUUCUUGUCUUGAGCUUCCGGAGGGGAAGGCUGUAAUCAAAUCGGAGUCCUUGGCGGAUCUAGCGCGAUUUUACGGAGAGGAGAAAUACUACGAGUUUGUUACGCAUAACCGAUUCCUGCUCAAUGGAAGAAGAUAAAAUUUGUUUUAUUUUUCUUGAAGAAAGUAGGCCAUCAUCGCUAAUUCCUGAUGAAGGCAACUGAAUUAGUAUGCAGCAUAGGCAAAGUUGUGGAGGGUAUUCUCCGAUGUAGCUUUGUUUGAAGACAUUAAGGAGAAGUUUGGUUCAUAGAUUAAAAUCAUGUGAUUAAAAUUAUUUUUUAUUUACGUAUAUUUUUUGUG